GUGCUGAGAUCUAUCUAGAGCAGGCCAGAGCGUAACCAUGGAGGAGGAGGACAGCCAGGAUGAGCUGAUCAACAGGAACAUCUCCCACGGAAAAGGGAAGAGACCUGCCAUGUCCAUCAUCUCUGAUGACGAGGACAUCUCGGAAGAUGAGGGGGAAUCAGAGGAAGGAGCAACAGGCAGCGAGGAAGAUGAUGAUUACGAAGAAGAGGAAGUCGUUGAUGGAGAGGAGGAGGAUGACAGUGAAGAUGAGGACUCUGGUAAGGUGCUGGAAGGAGCUGUAGGGAGUGUUGCUGUGGAUGCAGCGGGUCUGAGCUCAGACGAGGACUCGGAGAAAUGCCCCAUCUGCCUGAACUCAUUCCACGAGCAGCCCGUGGCCACGCCGGAGUCCUGCGAACACUACUUCUGUCUGGACUGCAUUCUGGAGUGGUCAAAUAAUGCCAACUCCUGUCCUGUGGACCGAAUCGUCUUCAAUGAUAUUCUCCUGAGAAAGUGCUACGGCGGGAAAGUUAAAAAAACAAUUCCAGUGAAGAAGCCUGUAAAACCUACGGAGGAGCUGGUGGAUGUGGACUUGGAUCAGACCAGCUGUGAGGUUUGCGGGGGUCAAGAUCGUGAAGAUCGUCUUCUGCUGUGCGAUGGAUGUGACGAUGGGUACCACAUGGAAUGUCUCACACCGCCGCUGGACGCUGUACCUGUAGAGGAAUGGUUCUGCCCAGUGUGCAUCGCGCACAACCGCACAUCAGGUUCUGAACAAAUCAGUGAGGAGGAGAGCAGCUCUCUCCCCACCACCAGCCGUCCCCCGUCCAGACCGACCCGUGCUAUCGCACGCACCCAGCACAGCGAACGAGUUCGGGCCAACGUCAACAGACGGCGCAUCACACAGGCACGCACUGCAGCACAGCUCGCUCCCAGAUAUAUGAUGCCGUCCACGUGGUUGGAUGAGACCAUCAAUGCUGUAGUUUCCGGAUUCAACACGGCUGUUUAUGUGCGAGACUUGACCCCUCGCUCCAAAUCCCGCCGGAGGAGAAAGACAGUUAAAAGAAGGAAAACCAAAAGCAAAUCUUCAGCAACCUUAGGGGGGAAAACAAACAUGGGAGUGAAGAGAUGGAAACACAAAGUGAGGAAGUCAAAAUCGAGAAGAAAACUGGUCGUAAAGAAGGAAACCAGUUCCAGAGGUCGUAUUGCACAUAGGGUUGUAUGCUAUACAGUGUCCCUGUCCUUGCCAAUAAACACUACCCCUAGAGGUUUGGGCUCAGGAGAAACAGGAGACAUACCAAACUCAGAAACAAGUCUCAUUCAACCCUCUGGAGGGGCUGGUCCUUCCUCUAGCCCCUUGAGGAGGCCCCCACCAGCACACAGUUCCCCUGGGUCCUGUUCCACACCACAGAAUUCCACAUCUCCACCUAUACACUCCCCUCACCUUCCUCACUCUCACCCUUCUCCUUUGGGACAUCAUACGGGAGCUCCUCAUAGGCCGAUCACCCUAAACCCACCAAGACCUGGGAAUAGCCACUUGAGCACCAAUGGGAUUAGAAGUCAACCCCUCUCAAGGGUGCCAAAUGGCCUUUCUGACUCUCCCCAUCAAGACAUGGAAGGUCCUGUCCGACAACCACCUGUCAGAAAGCCCCCUCCCAAGCCUGUAUGGGUGGAUGUUUCUGUAUUGCCAAGGAUACCAAAAAUUAAGAGGGACAAUACCUCCAGUGCAAAUAGUAGCAGUGGCAGCAGUAGCGGUACUUUGCCUGGGUCUUCAGCGAACAGCUUAGCUGGCAAUAGGGAACGUACCGUUGACCAGCAAGGUACGGGUGUGAGUCAGCAAAACAGGACAGUGGAGGCUCAGAGGCAAAGAGCAGACAGGACGGGGGCUUCAUCUUCAUUUUCUAGCUCUUUCACCUCCACUACAUCAUCUUUUAGCGCCUCUUCAAACUCACGCCCAUCCUCUUCUUCCAUCAGUUUCCGUAUAAACUCUAGCAGAAACCCCUGGCAAGCUCAGCGACUUCCUGCAUCAGGAGGGACUCUGCCUGGAGGUGAUGAGGAAGCAAUAAAGAGGAAUAAUACAAGUAAACAGAUGCUGUUGUCUUUAAGAGCAAAAGCCAAAGAGGAGAAGAGUGAGGUCUAUGAUCCCUUUAACCCUACGGAGUCUGAUUCCUCUGAUAAUGAACCAGAAAAUGAGGGUCCUGAUAUUAGCGUCCAAAAUACUGCACCUCAGGUGCCAAUUGGAUUCAAUGAAAGUGCCUGUCAUCAAGUCAAAUCUGAGCCUUUGGAUGUACACUCCGAUACAGAGAGAGACUUGGAAAUGUGUCCAGAAGUUAAAGCAGAGCCAGAGUCUUUGUGGGACAGACCAUGCAAAGAAUCACCCCAUCAUUCAGACAGUCAAGCUCCCGCAGGAGGUCCUGCUUUGGAUUCUACUAGUUGUGAAGAAGGCAUGGACACUGGAAGUGGUGGAACUCCAGGAAGCCCUUUUCAGAAAACCGAAGAGCACUCCAGAUCAAGCUGGUCAUGCAGUGAAAUAAAUGUUAAGGUGGAGGUAAAGUCUGAACCUGAGACUGGAACUCUACCCAUCAGACCCCAGUCAAAGUUGCUAGAAGAAUCUCUAGCCAGUCUGCAACAAGCUUCUAAAGGAAAAGGAAAUGGGGUGUGUAAAGAGCUGUCUUCAGUCAGUGGUGCUUUUAAUUCUUCUAACAUAGCUAAGGACAAGGUAGAAAGACCUCACCAGUCCCAGUCCAAAGAUAGGAAGCGGUCACCAUCAAACUCGCAAAGCCUUUCAAUUAAAGACUCUCAUAAAAAGAAACACUCAAAGUUGAAAAAAAAGAGGAGGUCACACUCUAGAGAUCGGCAGAGAUCUCGUUCUAAAUCCCGCUCAAGAUCGAAAGAAAGGCGACGUCUGCGAUCAAGAGACCGGAGGUGUUCCUCGAGUUCCAGCAGUAGAGAAAGAAAGACGAGCGGGAGAAGAGCGAGUCAUGAGAGGAAUGACAACCAAGGGAGAGAAAGACAUAGGAAGAGGUCAAAAGAAAGAAGGCGCUCCCGAUCCCGUUCGUUUUCUAGAUCUAGAGAAAGGAAGAGAAUAUCAACGUUUCAGGGUGAAACAACGUUAAAGAGGCAGAGGUCAAGAUCAACAUCUAGAGAGCGUAAACGGCGAGAAGAACGAUCAGAGAUUUCUCGGCGUACUGAAAGGAGCUCCCAUAAGUCUGCAGAACCCAUGUCCACUGAAUUACAUGAGUCUGCUCUUCGUGCAAACAAGACUACCAUGCCUGUGAAGACCGAGCGAGAUGCAAGACCACAGGAGUGUGAGACGACUGUUGCAUUACCAUUUGUUAAACAAGAGACCACCCAGUCAGUUGAGAUCACAGCCCAUGGACUUGGGUCAUCAAGACAUGAUGACCCAACCAGAACACUUCAAGAAAGCGAGGAUGAUGUUUCACUUGAGCUGCUUAAGCCUAAUGAAGUUAAACAGGAAGAACCUUGGCCCACUGGUUCUGUCAAGGAGUUGAAAGACAUCAAAAAGGAGGAAGAAGUCUGUCUCAACUUGUGUGGAGAAUUAGAUGGCGUUAAAAAGAUAAAGAAAGAAGAGCUGACAUCUUUAGACAUCUUCAGCCUGGAAUCACCAUAUGUUAAUGAAAUUAAAUCAGGCAGUGCUGAUUUAGAGAAGAGCCACGCUAGCUUACAGGAUGAGAUGAAAGUACAAGAAAUGGUGGUUGAGCCAAAAAAGAUAAAAAUUGAAAAUAUAUGGCCUGAUGAAAAUGAUUCACCAAGCUGCAGUGACAACCCUCUUGUCAUCAAUUUGGAUACGCCUGCCAUAGAUGCAGUGAACUGUAUAAAGGAGCCCACUGAGUCUUAUCAUUCGCCACCUUUGAAGGAGGACAUGGAGAUGUCACCUCUCCAACCGCCAAAUAAAACAAUAAAACAAGAACUUGGUAUUUCCUCCGAUGAAGAUAUCAGUGUUGAUUACUUGAUUGAUAAUUUGGACUUAGGAAAUGAGGAAAUGAGUGAGAGCUCUGUGGCCGACUUAACAGAAGCUGUCGACCCCAAGUCUGCCGUUCCAGAGACUCCAGCAGGGAACAAGCAAACUACGGAAAUGGUUACGGCUGGUGCAAAGUCUAAAUCGCAGGGAAAACGAGUUACUUGGAAUCUGCAGGAACCAGCAGAACCCCAGUCUGAGAAAUUAAACAAACUUGCACUCUUCAAAUUAAAUUUCAAGCAAGAAGGGUCGCGAAGGUCUGCUACAACCCCACAAAGUCAGGUACAGACCCUUAUACUUUGUCUUUCUUGCAGUGUCUUAAAGGGAUAGAUACCCCCCACCCAAUUAAAAUUGUCAAUUUUCUUAAUAUUCUUUGGAAGACAGCAGAUGCCUUGAAGAACAUUGAUGUCCAAUGUAAACCACAUUGACUUUUCAUUGGGUUUUAAAAAACCGACAUUUUUCAAAAUAUUUUUUUGUGUGCCACGUACUGUUUUAGAACAAUUAUAGUAAAUAAUUGCAAAACUCUUUCUAACUGAAGAAACUUCUGUGGGUUACAUAAAUUGAGCCUCAUGAACAAACUUUUGAAUUUUGAUAACAAAAAUCAAUAUGAGGUUGUCAUUUGAAAUUUCUCCACUUAAUAAAAAUGUUUUUAGAUACCAGUGAACAUCAUAAUUAUUGCCCGUCAUAUGUAGUUGCUUCAAGCAACCAGAGGGUGUCGUCAUGUCACUCUUUGCAUUCACAAUUUGCAGCUGGCUUUCUCGAGGUGAA
Molecule: messenger RNA, 4720 nt
Organism: Sinocyclocheilus grahami
Lineage: Eukaryota; Metazoa; Chordata; Actinopteri; Cypriniformes; Cyprinidae
Product: PHD and RING finger domain-containing protein 1-like
Exons: 13
Coding region: 38-4282 (1414 amino acids)
Source: RefSeq, a predicted model, not a curated record